AUGAGUGUCACUGCCGAGUAUCACUGGGCUGCACGUCUCUAUCUCGGAAGUACAGUCAACACUAGAACCCUCGAUGUCACCAAGGCAACAGGGCCUGAUGGGAUAUCGGCCCGUCUUCUAAAAGAGACUGCUCCGGAAAUCGCACCAUCUCUGUGCAAGCUCUUCAACAAGUCUCUGAGCUUGGGGGCUCCACAUGAGUGGAAUGAGGCCAACGUGGUGCCUGUGUUUAAGAAGGGCAAAGCAGAAUUCACGGAAAACUACAGACUGAUCUCACUGUUGUCCCUGGUGUCAAAAGUCCUCGAAAGGUGUGUGCUUAGUAGCUUCAGUGAUCGACUAAGCGAGCUGGUUAAGGCGUAUCAACACGGAUUUCUCAAAGGAAAAUCUUCCACAUCCAGCCUGCUGGAAGUCCUAGACUUCUUAGGGGCUUAG
Molecule: messenger RNA, 429 nt
Organism: Nematostella vectensis (starlet sea anemone)
Lineage: Eukaryota; Metazoa; Cnidaria; Anthozoa; Actiniaria; Edwardsiidae
Exons: 1
Coding region: 1-429 (142 amino acids)
Source: RefSeq, a predicted model, not a curated record